This is a messenger RNA of Drosophila innubila, 576 nucleotides long. It is a transcript of the gene Pomp, whose product is annotated as proteasome maturation protein. Gene Ontology annotation, biological process: proteasome assembly. NCBI's taxonomy places the organism in Eukaryota, Metazoa, Arthropoda, Insecta, Diptera, Drosophilidae. Bases 103 to 507 code for a protein of 134 amino acids. Gene Ontology annotation, cellular component: cytoplasm; nucleus. The transcript has 3 exons. The record is from RefSeq and is a predicted model, not a curated record.
AAAUAACUCGCAGCCAACUUCAAGUCAAACCGAAUUCUGUUUUGUCAUUGUAAAUUUGUUUUAUAUUGAAACUCCCAGGAUUUAUAAAACAUAACUAAUAAAAUGAACCAACAGUCUCUUAAAGUUCGCCCAACAGACGUGCCCGUCCUAAAUGCAUCCGGCAAAGCCGUUUUGCCCACUGAGCCAAAUUGCUUAAGCCAAUUGGCCCACAUUCAUCGUUUGCGUGACUCUGAAUUGAACUACCGUGAUCAUAGAUACAACAUUGAUAUGCAAAUGCUCCGAAAUCGCGAGGGCCUGUGUGCACCUUUAAGAAUGGGCAUGGAUCGCUUUGCGGCUCGUCAAAUUGGUCGUCUGCCCUUUUUGACAUCAAGCAAUGUAAUGGAGGAUGUGUUGACUGGACGCUGUGAUGAAAUCGCCUUCGAGGACUUCUUGAGCAUUCCCGAGCACAAUGAGCAGAUGCGUCAACCCCACGCCGUCGUGGAAAAGUCAAUGGGCAUUUACCUUUAGUUCCCAAUUCUCAUGCAACAUUAUAACAAUUAUGGAAAAAUAAAACUCCCUUUAAGGUGGAAUCCACGA